Molecule: messenger RNA, 523 nt
Organism: Camelina sativa (false flax)
Lineage: Eukaryota; Viridiplantae; Streptophyta; Magnoliopsida; Brassicales; Brassicaceae
Source: RefSeq, a predicted model, not a curated record
UGAGGUUUUGUCGUUCUUUAUGAUCGAGCUUUGCCUUGUGGAGUAUGAAAUGCUGGAGUAUCUUCCAUCUAAGCUAGCGGCCUCAGCAAUAUACACUGCUCAGUGUACACUUAAGGGAUUUGAAGAAUGGAGCAAAACCUGUGAGUUUCACACAGGCUACACGGAAGAACAGCUAUUGGCAUGUGCAAGAAAGAUGGUUGCUUUUCAUCACAAGGCAGGAACAGGGAAGCUCACAGGAGUUCACAGGAAGUACAACACAUCUAAGUUCUGUCAUGCUGCAAGGACUGAACCAGCUGGGUUUCUGCUUUAAUGGAGGAAAAAACUAUAAUAAGAAUCUAAUAUGACUUAACUCGAGUUUGUUCUUUUUGAAACUAAAAGAGUGAGGGAGAAAAGAGAGAUAGAGCAACUGAAGCUGCCCAAAUGGGAGAUGUACAAUUGUUGUUUCGGUUCUUCUCUUUUAAAGGUCUUUUGAUCUUUCUUCACUUAAGAGAGAAAUAAAAAGAUGCAAUCAAUCUUUUGGAUA